UCCCACAAUGCAGCGCAUGGCGCGUCAUUGAAGAGAGACCAUGAUGGCGGCGGUUGGUGCACCAGAAGUGAUUUCACAGCUGGAAAGCGCUGCCAAAGUUUUAAUGGCCCCGCCAUCCAUGGUCAGCACGGAGCAGAGGCAGCAUGCGGAGCACAUAUUUCUGUCCUUCAGGAAGUCCAAAUCACCCUUUGCCGUAUGCAAGCACAUCCUGGAGACCAGUAAGGUGGACUACGUGCUGUUCCAGGCAGCCACGGCCGUCAUGGAGGCGGUGGUGCGUGAGUGGGUCCUGCUGGAGAAGAGCAGCAUCGAGUCUCUGCGCACAUUCCUGCUCACCUACGUCUUACAGAGGCCCAAUCUGCAGAAGUAUGUUCGUGAGCAGAUCCUCCUGGCAGUGGCAGUUAUUGUGAAGCGUGGCUCCCUGGACAAGUCCAUCGACUGCAAGAGCAUCUUUCACGAAGUCAGCCAGCUCAUCAGCAGUGGCAACCCGACAGUGCAGACGCUGGCCUGCUCCAUCCUGACGGCCCUGCUGAGCGAGUUCUCCAGCUCCAGUAAGACCAGCAACAUCGGGCUGAGCAUGGAGUUCCACGGCAGCUGCAAGCGGCUCUUCCAGGAGGAGGCCCUCCGGCAGAUCUUCGUGCUGACCAUGGAGGUGCUGCAGGAGUUCAGCCGCCGGGAGAACCUCAGCGCCCAGAUGUCCUCCGUCUUCCAGCGCUACCUGGCCCUCGCCAACCAGGUGCUCAGCUGGAACUUCCUGCCGCCCAAUCUAGGCCGGCACUACAUCGCCAUGUUCGAGUCCACCCACAACGUGUCACUCAAGCCCACCGAGACCUGGAGGGAGGCGCUGCUGGACACCAGGGUCAUGGACCUCUUCUUUACAGUGCACAGGAAGAUCCGGGAGGACUCGGACAUGGCUCAGGACUCCCUGCAGUGCCUGGCCCAGCUGGCUUCCAUGCACGGCCCCAUCUUCCCGGACGAGAGCGCCCGCGUCUCCUACCUCGCACACCUGGUGGAGGGGCUGCUGAGCAUGAUCAACGGGAUCGAGAUGGAGGACUCGGAAGCCGUGGGAAUCUCGAACAUCAUCAGCAACCUGAUCACCAAUUUCCCGCGGAGCAUCAUGACGGCCCUGCCCAGCGAGCUCUUCUCCUCCUUCAUCACCUGCCUGACGGUGCUCACCUGCUCCUUCGGCCGCAGCGCCGCCCUGGAGGAAGUGCUGGAUAAGGACGACAUGGUGUACAUGGAGGCCUACGACAAGCUGCUGGAGUCGUGGCUGACGCUGCUCCAGGACGACGAGCACUUCCCCCGCGGCUGCUUCGUCCAGCCCGCCGUGCAGGUCUUCAACUCCUACAUCCAGUGCCACCUGGCAGCGCCCGACGGCACGCGCAACCUGACGGCCAACGGCGUGGCCUCCCACGAAGAGGAGGAGAUCAACGAGCUGCAGGAGGACGACCGCGAGCUCUUCUCCGACCAGCUGGCCAGCAUCGGCAUGCUGGGACGCAUCGCGGCCGACCACUCCAUCCCCCUGCUCACCAGUUUGUUGGAGGACCGCGUGACCCGACUGCACGGGCAGCUCCAGCGGCACCAGCAGCAGCUACUCGCCUCGCCAGGACCCGAGUCCGUCGACCGGAAGGUUCUGGAUGACCUCUACGAAGACAUCCACUGGCUCAUUCUAGUUACAGGCUACCUCCUGGCGGAUGACCCGCAGAGCGAGACCCCGCUAAUCCCGUCGGAGGUGAUGGAGUACUCCAUAAGCCACUCCACGGAGGUGGACAUCAACACCACGCUUCAGGUCCUGGGAUCGCCAGGCGAGAAGGCCUGCUCCAUCCCAGGGUGCAACAGGACGGACUCUGUCAUCAGGUUGCUCUCGGCAGUGCUGCGCACAUCGGAGGUGGAGUCCCGGGCCACCCGCGCCAGCCUGACCGAGCUGCUGAGCCCGCAGAUGGGCAAAGACAUCGUCUGGUUCCUCAAACGCUGGGCCAAGACCUACCUGCUGGUGGACGAGAAGCUGUACAGCCAGAUCAGCAUCCCUCUCAGCAUGGCCUUUGGGGCAGACACGGAAGGCGCCCAGUGGAUUGUGGGAUACCUGCUGGAGAAGGUGAUUAACAACCUGUCAGUGUGGAGCUCAGAGCCGGAGCUGGCCAAUGACACGGUGGAGCUGCUCGUCACGCUCGUGGAGAGGAGAGAAAGGGCCAACAUCGUGAUCCAGUGUGAGAACUGGUGGAACCUGGCCAAGCAGUUCGCCAGCCGCACCCCCCCGCUCAACCUGCUGUCCAGCUCGGUGCAGCGGACGCUGAUGAAGGCGCUGGUGCUGGGCGGCUUCGCGCACAUGGACUCGGACACCAAGCAGCAGUACUGGACCGAGGUCCUGCAGCCCCUGCAGCAGAGGUUCCUCAACGUGAUCAACCAGGAGAACUUCCAGCAGAUCUGCCAGGAGGAGGAGGUGAAGCGUGAGAUCAUCGCCACGCUGGAGGCCCUGUGCGGCAUCGCCGAGGCCACGCAGAUCGACAACGUGGCCGUGCUCUUCAACUUCCUCAUGGACUUCCUGUCCAACUGCAUCGGGCUGAUGGAGGUGUACAGGACCACGCCCGAGACGGUCAACCUCAUCAUCGAGGUGUUCGUGGAGGUGGCGCACAAACAGAUCUGCUAUCUGGGAGAGUCCAAGUCUAUGAAGCUGUACGAGGCGUGCCUGACGCUGCUGCAGGUGUACUCCAAGAACAACCUGGGCCGCAAGCGCAUGGACGUGACGGCCGAGGAGGACCAGUACCAGGACCUGCUGCUCAUCAUGGAGCUGCUCACCAACCUGCUGUCCAAGGAGUUCAUCGACUUCAGCGACACGGGCAGCGACGACGUGUUUCGGGGCCAGGAGCAGGGCCAGGCGGCAGGCCGGACGGUGUCGGCGGCAGACGUGGUUCUGUACGGGGUCAACAUCGUGCUGCCGCUCAUGUCACAAGACCUGCUGAAGUUCCCCUCCCUGUGUAACCAGUACUAUAAGCUCAUCACCUUCAUCUGUGAGAUUUUCCCAGAGAAAAUCCCCCAGCUGCCCGAGGAGCUGUUUAAGAGCCUGAUGUUCUCCCUGGAGCUCGGCAUGACCUCUAUGAGCUCAGAAGUCAGUCAGUUGUGUCUGGAGGCCCUAACGCCUCUUGCUGAGCAGUGCGCCAAGACCCAGGAGAAGGACACCCCUCUGUUCCUCGCCACCCGUCACUUCCUGAAGCUGGUGUUUGAUAUGCUGGUGCUGCAGAAACACAAUACAGAAAUGACUGUAGUCGCAGGCGAAGCUCUCUAUACACUAGUGUGCCUGCAUCAGGUGGAGUAUUCUGAGCUGGUGGAGACGUUGCUGUCCAGCCAGCGGGACGCGGUGAUCUACCAGCGGCUGGCCGACGCCUUCAACAAGCUGACGGCCAGCAGCACCCCUCCCAGCAUGGACCGCAAGCAGAAGGUGGCCUUCCUGAAGAGCCUGGAGGAGUUUGUGGCCAACGUGGGCGGCCUGCUGUGCGUGAAGUAA
Messenger RNA from Anguilla anguilla (European eel), 3499 nucleotides. RefSeq names its product exportin 4 (gene xpo4). Gene Ontology annotation, molecular function: nuclear export signal receptor activity. The transcript has 22 exons. Gene Ontology annotation, cellular component: cytoplasm; nuclear pore. Gene Ontology annotation, biological process: protein export from nucleus. Lineage: Eukaryota; Metazoa; Chordata; Actinopteri; Anguilliformes; Anguillidae. The record is from RefSeq and is a predicted model, not a curated record. Bases 41 to 3499 code for a protein of 1152 amino acids.